Mauremys reevesii (Reeves's turtle) is the source of this 535-nucleotide messenger RNA. It is a transcript of the gene SNORC, whose product is annotated as secondary ossification center associated regulator of chondrocyte maturation. Gene Ontology annotation, cellular component: cell periphery. The transcript is spliced from 3 exons. The record is from RefSeq and is a predicted model, not a curated record. Gene Ontology annotation, biological process: cartilage development. Lineage: Eukaryota; Metazoa; Chordata; Testudines; Geoemydidae. The coding region runs from base 158 to 523 and encodes 121 amino acids.
GCAGAGUGUUUGCAGUCUAUGUGUGUCUGCGUACCCAUAUGAAGGGAUUUGUGAUCUGACUGGACAAAGUUUCAUUAUACUAGUGAAAUUUCCAAGCCUUUUCUACUUUGAAGAGUUUUUAAGAAUUCCUUCUGACACUCUCUUCCUGGAGGAAGAAAUGCCCCAUCACAGCGUUCUUUGCCUGGUCCUGCUGAUGCUCUCUGGAGUUGUGGUCCCUGCUGUUCUAACAGCAGAGUAUCCCCAAGGACCUGCCCCCACACUGUGGAACGAGCCGCCGGAGCUGCCAUCGGGAGAGGGCCCCUUUGAUGCCGCCACCACCCCGGGCCGCUUCUCGGACUCUACAGGCUUCCCCCCGUACACCUCGGAGUAUGAGCCUGAGGACACCACCCACCUGCACCGUCUGGAUGAUAACGGGUCUCUGGGUCCUGGAGCUAUCAGUGCCAUCGUAAUCGCUGCUCUCCUGGGCACGUCUGUGAUUGUGGCCCUGAUCGUCAUCACCCUGCGAAAAUUCUCUGCCUCCUGAACUGAAUAAAAG